Messenger RNA from Marasmius oreades (fairy-ring Marasmius), 198 nucleotides. RefSeq lists its product as uncharacterized. Lineage: Eukaryota; Fungi; Basidiomycota; Agaricomycetes; Agaricales; Marasmiaceae. Gene Ontology annotation, cellular component: mitochondrion. Gene Ontology annotation, biological process: malate metabolic process; pyruvate metabolic process. The transcript has a single exon. The coding region runs from base 1 to 198 and encodes 65 amino acids. Gene Ontology annotation, molecular function: NAD binding; malate dehydrogenase (decarboxylating) (NAD+) activity. The record is from RefSeq and is a predicted model, not a curated record.
AUGGCUGCCAUCGGAGUCACGAAAUCCAAACUUUCCGACCAGCGAUUCGUCAUUUACGGUGCUGGAUCUGCAGGCUUGGGGAUUGCAGUACAACUCCGGGAUGCUAUGGUUUCUACCGAUAAUGUCUCAGAGGAAGAAGCCAACCGCAAAUUUUACCUCUUGGACAAACAGGAACUCAUAAAAAAAGUCUUUACCUGA